Molecule: messenger RNA, 1350 nt
Organism: Diospyros lotus (date-plum)
Lineage: Eukaryota; Viridiplantae; Streptophyta; Magnoliopsida; Ericales; Ebenaceae
Product: protein OS-9 homolog
Exons: 8
Coding region: 173-1084 (303 amino acids)
Biological process (GO): endoplasmic reticulum unfolded protein response; retrograde protein transport, ER to cytosol
Cellular component (GO): endoplasmic reticulum lumen
Source: RefSeq, a predicted model, not a curated record
UAGUCCUUGACGCAAGUCAUUCUUCCCGCAGAGGAUGAUAAACUCCUAAGCCAUCUCCUUCUGCCAAAGCGAAAGCUGAGUACAGGCUCUUGGAGCGAAGCCUUUCCCCGUCGCAGGCCGUCGGCGGUCGUCUCAGUCAAUUAGGGUUCCGAUUCACCGGUAGAGACAAAGGAUGGUGAAGAUGAGAUUCGUAUUGUUGCGCUCAUUUCUUUUAACGGUCAAUCUGCUCCAGUACGGAAUAUCGGCCGAUCAGAUUUUCAGUUCUUCCGCAGGUGGGACCUUAACUCGCAGCUCACGGGAACCAAAAUACAAAAUUGUAUUUCAUCCAGAAGACUCACCAUUUCAUCCAGAUGAUGACCAGGAGUCUGUGGUUAUGCCCAACCAAAAUGGGGAGAAGUUUCAGUGUUACUUGCCUAAAUUUGAGGAAUCAAAGUAUGGCAAGUCAAUUCCUCAACAGAAUAUGAGUAGCUUGAUUAUGGAAACUGAGAAACAGGUUAAAUUGAAGACACCAGAUGAGCUGCUUGAAGUACUAAAAGAUCGAUGCUUUAUCAGGCAAGAGGGUUGGUGGACAUAUGAGUUCUGUUAUCAGCAGAAGUUGCGGCAGGUUCAUCUGGAGGAAGAAAAGGUUGUUCAAGAGUUUGUCUUGGGUGAGUUUGAUGCUGAGGCUACUGCUGCUUACAACCAAAAUCUAUCUGAUAUUUCAAUACUGAAAGAUCCUCGCUCAAAAGAUGCAUCACAAAGAUAUCAUUCUCAUCAAUAUACCAACGGAACCAUCUGUGAUCUAACAGAUCAACCUCGAGAAACUGAGGUGAGAUUUGUCUGCUCAGAACCCCGAGCAAUGAUUACUUCUAUUACAGAGUUAUCCACAUGCAAGUAUGCACUAACAAUUCAGUGCCCAAUGCUCUGCAAGCAUCCAAUGUUUCAAGAAGAGAGACCGGUGUGGCAUACUAUCAACUGUAAUGCACUCCCAAAAGAUCAUAAAGAAUCGAAAGUGGAGGACGGCAGCAUCCAAGAUGAAAAAAUUACCAUGGUCACAGACGUUGAAGAUCCAUCUAGCUUUGAUUCACAAGAAUACGCAACAUAGCAACUGAGAUGCGCAAUCACUCAAGGACAACUGCUGCAAAAGGAGAGCUUCCCUGGAUACCAAUCAAGCAUGACAAUUGGUUUCCUUUAUUCACAGUUACUCUUCAUGCGUUGAUGCCAUAUAUUUUGCUAAUUUAGUUAGAAUCAGGCUUUUGUUAUCAUCAGAUACCCUGCCCUUCUCCAUGUGGACAAGUUUGUAUCUAAGAAAAGGAUCCAUCUUGUGCCAAUGCAUAUACCCUGUCUAGUUAUCUACUUAUUUUUUCUGAA